This is a messenger RNA of Scutellospora calospora, 263 nucleotides long. The record is from the annotation of a GenBank genome assembly. NCBI's taxonomy places the organism in Eukaryota, Fungi, Glomeromycota, Glomeromycetes, Diversisporales, Gigasporaceae.
AUGGAUAUCUCAGAACAAACUCUAAAAGAAGUGUUCUUAGGACAGGAUGUAGCUGAGAUACUUAGCAGGAGAAAGCUACAUAUUCAAGGUCUAACAAGUAACCAGCUCACAACAAGUGUCAAGGAAAUUCUAGGAUCUGCCUCCAAAACUAACAAGGCAAUAAAAAACACAGAAAAUAAAGAAAACCAGAAUUUAAUCAGAAACAACUAUGAAGAAUCAAGUAAAGAUAAGGAAGAGAGAAUUCAAAACCAAGCUGAAGCUAA